AUGGAGACGUCCGCCUCAGUCACGGCCACGGAGAAGAAAGACGCCAAAAGUGGGAGCCUGGAGGGUGUCGCUUUCCCCGACCCGGGCAGGAAGGCCUCUGCUCUCGCGGUGGCCACGGCGGCCGCGGCAGCGGUGGCUGCCCAAGGAGUGCCACAACACCUUUUGCCACCGUUUCAUGCUCCCUUACCGAUUGACAUGAGACACCAGGAGGGAAGGUACCAUUAUGAGCCCCACUCUGUCCACGGCGUGCACGGGCCUCCUGCCCUGAGUGGCAGCCCCAUUAUCUCCGACAUCUCGUUGAUCCGGCUUUCCCCACACCCCGCCGGCCCCGGGGAGUCCCCCUUCAACGCCCCCCACCCCUACGUGAGCCCCCACAUGGAGCAUUACCUCCGUGCCAUGCACAGCAGCCCCACACUCCCCACGAUCUCUGCGGCCCGGGGCCUUAGCCCCGCUGAUGUGGCCCACGAGCACCUCAAGGAGAGGGGACUGUUUGGCCUCCCCCCUCCGGGCACCAACCCCUCAGACUAUUACCACCAGAUGACUCUCAUGGCGGGCCACCCUGCACCAUACGGGGACCUGCUGGUGCAGAGUGGGGGUGCCGCCAGUGCACCCCACCUCCACGACUACCUCAAUCCGGUGGAUGUGUCGCGCUUCUCCAGCCCACGGGUGACGCCCCGCCUGAGCCGCAAGCGGGCGCUGUCCAUCUCCCCGCUGUCAGACGCCAGCCUGGAUCUGCAGCGGAUGAUCCGGACGUCACCCAACUCGCUGGUGGCCUACAUCAACAACUCCCGCAGCAGCUCGGCGGCCAGCGGCUCCUACGGCCACCUGUCAGCAGGCACCCUCAGCCCAGCCUUCACCUUCCCCCACCCCAUCAACCCGGUAGCCUACCAGCAGAUCCUGAGCCAGCAGAGGGGCCUGGGCUCAGCCUUCGGACACACCCCGCCCUUGAUCCAGCCCUCGCCCACCUUCCUGGCCCAGCAGCCCAUGGCCCUCGCCUCCAUCAAUGCCACGCCCACCCAGCUCAGCGGCAGCGCCACCUGUCUGAGCGACGCCACCCAGAACAAGCAGAACAGCGAAUCGGCUGUGAGCAGCACCGUGAACCCCAUCGUAAUUCAUAAGCGCAGCAAGGUCAAGACAGAGGCAGAGGGCCUGCGGCCAGCCUCCCCGCUGACCCUGACGCAGGAGCAGCUGGCUGACCUCAAGGAAGACCUGGACAGGGACGACUGUAAGCAGGAGGCCGAAGUGAUCAUCUAUGAGACCAACUGCCACUGGGAAGACUGCACCAAGGAGUACGACACCCAGGAGCAGCUGGUGCACCCGCUGCCGCCCUGCGCCGACAGGCGAGGUCUCCGCCUGCCCGGCCACGCCAGCGCCGACGGCGGCCUGGCCCGAGGCGCCUACUCGCCGCGGCCGCCCAGCAUCAGCGAGCACGUGGCCACGGAGGCCUUGGCGGUGGGGGCGGACAGCGCCGGGCCCGAGGUGGGCCUUAUGCUGCCCGAGGACGACCUCGUGCUGCCGGACGACGUGGUACAGUACAUCAAGGCGCACGCGGGCGGUGCCCUGGACGACAGCCCCUCACAGGCUUAUCUCCCCGAAAGCACCUGCUUCUCUGAGAACCCCAAACUGCCCAGCCCGGGGCUGCACGGCCCCCGCAGGAUGGUGGCUGCGGACUCCAACGUGGGCCCCUCCGCCCCUGUGCUGGGAGGCUGCCAGCUGGGCUACGGGGCCCCCUCCAGCCUGAACAAAAACAACAUGCCUGUGCAGUGGAAUGAGGUGAGCUCCGGCACCAUGGACGCCCUGGCCAGCCAGGCGAAGCCUUCACCCUUUUCGCAGGGCAACCUGGCUGUGGUGCAGCAGAAGCCGGCCUUCGGCCAGUACCCGGGCUAUAGUCCACAAGGCCUGCAGCUGAGCCCGGGAGCCCUGGACAGCGGGCAGGGACACUUUCAGCCCUGCGGGGGAGGCCCCUCGGUGCCUAGGAUAAAUUACAUGCAGCAGCUGCGGCAGCCAGGGACAGGUGGUCAGUGUUCCAAUAUGACCACCACCGUGAGCCCCCACACCAAUUACGGCCAGGCCCACCCCCAGCUGAGUCCCAGUGCCAUGGGUGGGACCUUGAACCAGUACCCCCCGUCCUGUAACAACAUGGCAGCCAAGCCAGUCCACUUGGGGCUCCCCCAGCAAAUGGAAAUCGCUCCCGAAGCCAGCAUGAUGGGCAGCAGCCGCAGGGAACUCGGAAUCACCAAUUCAGCCCUGGCCGGGAUGCCUCCGCUUCACUCCACCCAGAGCUACCCACAGCAGAGCCAUCACCUGGCGAACCCCAUAAGCCAGGAGAGCUACCGCCAGGGCCCCAACCUUCUACCUGCCCAGCAGCCUGGCUUCAUGGAGCCCCAGCAGGGCACCGCGGGGGUAGCCGGAUCCAGCUUUGGCCUAGUUCAACCCCGGCCUCCCGCCGAGCCCAGCCCCGCCGGCUGCCACCGGGGGGUGCGUGCCGGGGUGCAGCUGGCCUACGCCAGAGCCACCGGCCACGCCAUGGCUGCUGUGUCGGCCCAUCAGGAGAUGGCAGAUGCGCCCAAGGGAGCAAUGGGCGGCGUGGUGUCCCGGCCUCCCCAGCCCCCCCCGCAGGACACGGGCGGGGUCCCGGACCACAGCAUGCUGUACUACUACGGCCAGAUCCACAUGUAUGAACAGAACGGAGGCCUGGAGAACCACGCAGGCUGCCAGGUCAUGCGGCCCCAGCCACCGCCACCACAGGCCUGCCCCGACAGCGUCCAGCCCCAGCCCUUGCCCUCUCCAGGGGUCAACCACGUGUCCAGCACUGUGGACUCCCAGCUACUGGAGGCUCCCCAGAUUGAUUUUGAUGCCAUCAUGGAUGAGGGCGAUCACUCGAGCUUGCUCUCAGGCACCCUGAGUCCCAGCCUCCUCCACAGCCUCUCCCAGAACUCCUCCUGCCUCACCACCCCCCGGAACUCCCUGACUCUGCCCUCCAUCCCCACGGGCAUCAGCAACAUGGCGGUUGGGGACAUGAGCUCCAUGCUCACCAGCCUGGCAGAGGAGAGCAAGUUCCUGAACAUGAUGACCUAAGUUCCCAGCCCCUGGCGCUCCGUGGAGUCGGAGGAACCUUCAUUUCCCAGAGCACGGGAGUUCUAGUUUGUCUUUUUCCAAAAAAAAAGUAUUAAAUAGGUCUGAGGGAGUUUUGCCAAUGGCCGGUCCGGACCACAAAUGCUUUAAGGGCAGCUUCGUGUGCAACCUGUCUGGUCGUCUUCGGGAUGGCUUUUCAGAACACUUUAAAAAGUCUCAACAAGAAAGGCAAGGCAGGAGCGAAAAACUCGUUUGCACAGUGCUUCCCAGCCUUUGGUGUUUAUAGGACCAAAUUGUUCUGGCUUCUUCACCUCUGUCAUUUGGCUAAUGAGGGAUUACACUGGCCAAAGGCUUUCCAACUACAUGAGGAAAGAGGGUAGAGGGAACCACAUUUGGGUUUGAAUCCGAAAGCCAUACUGGAUAUUCUAAUCCAGGAAGAGAAGUUUCUUGUUCCCGUACCUGCAAGGUAAAGGAAUUCCUGGCCCACUGGAAUUCUUCUACGAAGCUUACUUCUUGAGGCCUCUCGCAUCCCUGUGCCACAGAGGAAGAAAACAGAUUUUUACCUGGAUGAUUUGGAAGCACGUCCUGAUUCCAGGUCUGGUAGAGCUGGCAUCUCUACCCCGCAAAGCCAAGUUUGCGACGGGCAGGCUGUUCAAGUGUAUACGAAUGACUAAAGAAUGGAAGUAUUGCCAGAAAAAAAGAAAAAUUGUAGUGCUUGGGGCAAGCCCAGAAGCUGCCCUAGCCUCUCCAGACCGUGUUUACAGUGUUCAUGCAUGUAGAAUGUAGCCCUUCCUGGAAAGAACACUUCUAAAUACCUCGGGGUGGCUGGAGCUGCUGUGGGCUAGGGAUGGACCCAGGUGAGCCGACGCCUGGCACGGGACCUCCAGAAAGUGGGAGAGCGCCAGGGACCCGGCCUCAGGCCACCCUGGAGAUCUCCCACAGGAAGAGGAAGUCGUAUGUUUACCCAAUCCUGUUUCUCCGAUGCACUGUCCGCCCACUUUGCCACGGAAAACCCCAGGACUUCGAUGGCGGCCUCUGCCCCGUCUCCCCCAGGCUGUGUUGUCCGCUUACCUGCAGCCCAGUGGUCUGUGCCAAGGCACAACAUGACGUCCCGGGGUCUUCUGGGUUCCCUCCCCUCUGUCCUGUUCAUUCCGCAGAGCACGAUGACCUGCAUGGUGUUUUUGGUGGGGCUGAGUGGGUGAAGGGGUUGUUUCCUGGGACUCUGAGGGACCAUCCCUGAAUUUUCCUGUUCGCUGUGAACAAGCCCCACCUGGAAGUGGAACUUGGGACUGGUAUCAGAAGACAUCGUUCCUGAACAUACUGUAGGGCGAAUGGAUGCCUCCCCCCUCCCCCCACCACACACACAUACACACCCCCCCCACACCUUUCCCACGCUGAAUUUGUGGCGACCUGGCCAAAACCAACCACACCACUGUGAGCCUGAUGAUAACCGUGACCCUGACCUCGGCCACGGCAGGGCCAAGAUUUUCCCUGGGCCCUCUGCAUCCCAGAACAUCAGACGCUUUGUUAGGGUCCAGAGACAAAGCCGAGUCCAAAUAACAGCCCUGGGACCCCUCCGAGGGCGUGGGCUCCGUGGCGGUGUUCAUUCACUCCCUGAGCUAGGAUUUCACUAGCCGUCCCCAGCCUGUGUAUAACCUGUACAGAAGGCGUCGUCCCUGAAAAUACUGUAGGUGAACCAUCCAGCCAAAUUUAUAUCUCCAAAAUAUUUAGCUUUUUCUACAUGCUAUGAAUUGAGAUGACACACUCAACUUGUAAAUAAGUCUUUUUGUACAUUAAAAAAGUAAUUUUU
Lynx canadensis (Canada lynx) is the source of this 4885-nucleotide messenger RNA. RefSeq names its product GLI family zinc finger 2 (gene GLI2). The record is from RefSeq and is a predicted model, not a curated record. The coding region runs from base 1 to 3078 and encodes 1025 amino acids. The transcript is spliced from 9 exons. NCBI's taxonomy places the organism in Eukaryota, Metazoa, Chordata, Mammalia, Carnivora, Felidae. Gene Ontology annotation, molecular function: RNA polymerase II cis-regulatory region sequence-specific DNA binding; DNA-binding transcription factor activity, RNA polymerase II-specific. Gene Ontology annotation, cellular component: nucleus. Gene Ontology annotation, biological process: regulation of transcription by RNA polymerase II; smoothened signaling pathway.